CGAAUUUUUGUUUGCGUUGGUUGUUUAGUAUCGAUCGAGUUGGUUCAAGUUUGUUGGCGGACACUGAUAACGAUAACCGUGCUUCAUUUGUUUUCAAAUAAAAAUUAAACGAAACGCCAAAUCAAAUCAGUGUUCUAACUUUGACACAAAGUAUCAGUCGCUUAUUUUAAGUGGCAUUUAUUUCGCGUGCAAGAAAAAUAUUUUCGCCGUAUCUUGGCUCUUACUUUUUAAAUACUUUAGUGUUAACUUCAAUUAAUAUCCUAAAAUGUGGUGGCUAGUUAACAUUUUCCUUACUGUUCUAUUCAUAAUUGAAGCUAAUUGCUAUCGGAAAAAGAUUGAAGUCGAUAAAUUUGACUUGUUGAUGCCGAAUGUUUACCCCAGUCGGGAUGAACUCUACUUAUGCACUCCAAUCAGGAUCAACCCUAACAAGAACUAUUACAUAGUUGGCUUUGAGCCUAACGCUACCAUGCACACUGCGCACCACAUGCUACUCUACGGAUGCACCGAGCCGGGCAGAAAUGAUGCUGUUUGGGAUUGUGGCGAGAUGGCGGCCGGGCCGAAAGAUCCCUCCUACAAGUCGGGCAAGCCGUGCCAGUCUGGAUCUCAAAUAGUAUACGCGUGGGCGCGGGAUGCCCCCAGUCUCACCCUGCCCGAAGACGUCGGUUUCCUGGUGGGGCAGGACUCCGAGAUCAAGUACCUCGUGCUGCAGGUGCACUACAUGUCCAAGUUUCCAGCUGGCAAAUUAGACAACUCUGGAGUGUUUUUGAAAUACACUAAAACACAAAUGCCUCGUCAAGCGGGCGUGUUUCUUCUCGGCACGGGCGGCGCGGUGCCGGCGCACUCCACCGAGCACAUGGAGGUGGCCUGCACCGUGUUCGAGGAUAAAGUCAUACACCCGUUCGCCUUCCGCACGCACACGCACAGACUGGGCAAGGUGGUAUCAGGCUACGUGGUGACAGGCACCGGCAGCGACUCAAAAUGGCGGCUUCUUGGCAAGAAGAACCCUCAGCUGCCACAGAUGUUCUACUCCAUUGAAGACCAAACCCCCAUCGUGGCUGGCGACGUCCUAGCUGCUCGCUGCACCAUGCAAAAUGAUAAUGACCACCAAGUUAGCAUUGGCGCGACAAACGAAGACGAGAUGUGCAACUUCUACCUGAUGUACUGGACGGAAACGGCUCCCCUGAGCCAGAAGUAUUGCUUCUCGCCCGGCCCCCCCUACUACUACUGGUCCAGGGCGUCACAGGGGCUCGGUAACAUACCCAACAUAGAGGCCAGCCGGGUGUGAGUGAAGCUUGACCUGUAAACAUGGACACUGGGGGGACACUCUAUAAGGCCUAGUUUUUUGAUCCGUAGUUAACUCAAC
Plutella xylostella (diamondback moth) is the source of this 1363-nucleotide messenger RNA. RefSeq names its product Peptidylglycine-alpha-hydroxylating monooxygenase (gene Phm). NCBI's taxonomy places the organism in Eukaryota, Metazoa, Arthropoda, Insecta, Lepidoptera, Plutellidae. Gene Ontology annotation, molecular function: copper ion binding; oxidoreductase activity, acting on paired donors, with incorporation or reduction of molecular oxygen, reduced ascorbate as one donor, and incorporation of one atom of oxygen. The record is from RefSeq and is a predicted model, not a curated record. Gene Ontology annotation, biological process: peptide metabolic process. Gene Ontology annotation, cellular component: membrane; extracellular region.